AUGUGGUUCAAUGCGUCUGAGUUGAAUGCUUCUCUGGAGAAUCCGGAGGAGGGGGAGCACCCAUUCCUGACGGACGCCUGGCUGGUGCCUCUCUUCUUCGCUCUCAUCAUGCUGGUGGGGCUCAUCGGGAACUCUCUGGUAAUCUAUGUAAUCUCCAAACACAGGCAGAUGAGGACUGCCACCAACUUCUACAUAGCUAACUUGGCUGCCACAGACAUCAUCUUCCUGGUGUGUUGUGUCCCGUUCACAGCCACUCUCUACCCGCUCCCUGGAUGGGUAUUUGGGGACUUCAUGUGCAAAUUUGUUGCCUUUCUACAACAGGUGACUGUUCAAGCCACCUGCAUUACACUCACUGCUAUGAGUGGGGACCGCUGCUAUGUCACAGUCUACCCCCUGAAGUCCUUACGCCAUCGCACUACACGAGUUGCCAUGAUAGUUAGCAUCUGCAUAUGGAUCGGUUCCUUCAUUCUAUCCACCCCGAUUUUCAUGUACCAGAGGAUUGAGGAGGGCUACUGGUAUGGACCAAGACACUACUGCAUGGAGAGGUUUCCCUCAAAGACCCAGGAGAGGGCUUUCAUCCUGUACCAGUUCAUAGCUGCCUACCUGCUACCUGUCAUCACCAUCUCCUUCUGCUACACACUCAUGCUGAAGAGGGUGGGCCAGCCGUCAGUGGAACCAGUAGACAAUAAUUACCAGGUCCACCUGUUGGCUGAGAGGACCAUCACACUGAGGAGGAAGAUCUCCAAGAUGGUGGUGGUGAUUGUCCUCCUAUUCACCAUCUGCUGGGGGCCUAUACAGCUCUUCGCCCUGUUCCAGUCCUUCUACCCCAACUAUAGGGUCAACUACGCCACCUAUAAGAUCAAGACCUGGGCUAACUGCAUGUCCUACGCUAACUCCUCCAUCAACCCAAUCGUUUACGGCUUCAUGGGAGCCAGUUUCCGCAAGUCUUUCAAGAAGACUUUCCCCUUCCUGUUCAAACACAAAGUUAGAGACAGCAGUGUCAUGUCGCGCGUGGCUAACGCAGAAGUCAAGUUAGUUGCUGCAGAGGAAGGAAACAACGAUGGGAAAUGAAAUGAGACAUGGUCAGAGUGAGCUUCCGGGGGACAGAGCUGCUGGAGAUUCAGUUCACUGUGCACAAACAAACAAACAUACACAGGGUAGACUGCUGUGAAUGCACACUGCUCAACAUAGCCUGCUGUGAAAUCACACUGUUCUGAAGGCAAACACCUGGUGGAACCAGCAUUUUAAAAUGAUAUUUGAUGUGUUUGUUUGCAAUUCUACAAAAUCUGACUGAUCCUGCUCUGUUCUGAUAUCACAGACUUGAAAGGACAUUAAAGGUCCUGAACAGUCGUUCUGGUUCCCAUUUAAAAUAACAUCACCCAUAAUAUUUUUUCCUGAUAAAAAUGCUCAAAUUUUUCACUCAUGUCAAACCAGGAAGUCUGAAAAGACAUACUGAAUGGAGCUAGUAGGCUGAGUGGGCGGGGAACUCACCUUGACUGACUAUUCUUUAAAAAAGUCUAGUAACAUGGAUGCAGUGACAUUAUCUCAAGCAUAUUUGCUGAUACACAAAACAACUCAAACAUCAUUGAAAUUGCAUGCAACUUCCAAUCCUGUCAUACAUCACAUCAUGGUGUCAUACAUCACAUCAUGGUGUCAUACAUCACAUCAUGGUGUCAUACAUCACAUCAUGGUGUCAUAC
Messenger RNA from Salvelinus namaycush (lake trout), 1699 nucleotides. Its product is annotated as G-protein coupled receptor 54. Gene Ontology annotation, cellular component: membrane. The record is from RefSeq and is a predicted model, not a curated record. Gene Ontology annotation, biological process: neuropeptide signaling pathway. The coding region runs from base 1 to 1071 and encodes 356 amino acids. Gene Ontology annotation, molecular function: G protein-coupled peptide receptor activity. The transcript has 5 exons. Lineage: Eukaryota; Metazoa; Chordata; Actinopteri; Salmoniformes; Salmonidae.